CUCUCUCUCGCAAAUGUAUAUGACCCACAGCAUAUAUACGUAGACAGGGAACACGACCACACUGCUUGUUGCCCGUCACAUACCAGCACGACCCAUUUGAGUAGUUAAUCCUCUUUCAGCAGACUUUUCCAACCCUACCAAGUUCAUAUCUUCUUGCUUUUAACAAGCCAAAAAUCCUCUCAGCUUCCCUUCAUUUUCUAGUCCCAGAAAAGUUGCCUCUAGACACAAAAAAUUAAGAUGUUCAAGAGAAACAACUCACAGUUGAUCAAAGCUUCAAAACAAAACAUGACCACACACCGUCAAUGGAAGUCGAUCUGUCGCUGUUUUUUGAAACCGCCAAGUUCUGAUAUGGAUACCAAGAAUGAGGAAAUUAGUACAAGAUCAAGAGAAUUGAGAAACAGUUGUGGAGAGAGGUACAAGAGAUCGGUAGGCAAAAUAACCCCUACAACUUCUAUACUUGAUGGAUCUAAUGUUUAUGGCAGAGAGAAGGACAUAGAGGUCGUUCUUGGAUGGUUACUGAAGGGAGAAGCAGCUAUCAAUGGAAGGGUUUUUGUGGUAGCUAUAGAUGGGAAGGAAGGGGUUGGCAAGACCACUCUAGCUCAGCUAGUGUACAAUGAUGACACAGUGGUCAACGCUUUUGAUUUGAGAGCCUGGGUUUUUGAUGAUUCAGAAUUAGACUUUGAUGUUGUGAGCAUAACAAGAACAAUCCUGCUGAGCGUUACAGCUGAUCACGCUUGCAAUUGUAGUGAUGAUUUGGAUUUGCUUCAGGUGAAGCUAAGAGAGAAACUUUCUGGAAAGAGCUGUUUAAUUGUGCUAGAUGAUGUUCGCAAUCUGGACUAUGAACGGUGGGAUCUUCUAUGCCAACCCUUUGCAGGCUCUGAAGUUAAAAUAGUUGUGACCACGCUAAACAACAGCGUCCCACCAAUCAUGGCUGCCAUCUCCACUCACCAUCUAGAGGUGUUAUCAUAUGUCGAUUGUCUGUCAAUGCUUUUAGACCAUGCGAAGGCAAAAUCAAAGUUUGACACAGACCCAAAGCUUCAAGCAAUUAUGGAAAAAAUAGCCAGAGAAUGUAAAGGCUUACCACGGGCUGCAAAAGAUUUUGGGGGCAGGCUGCUUUCUACUCACUAUAACGAUAUUGGGAGAAGAUAUAUCGAUUUGUGAGAUAUACGAGGACGAAUGGUAAACAAUGGUAAUUAAGAUCCAUAAAAGCUAAUAUAUUACUAUUUCUAUUAAAGUUUGCACCUAAUUGAUGGUGAGGUGAGAAGCAACCCACUUCAUGAUUUGAGCACUCUUUACCUCUUUGGACAACUCACUUCAUGUAUCCUAGGGCAGAAAGAAACCAUGCAUGCUUUUGGGAUCGGAUCAUCUUCUUUCCCAUUUUGAGGAGAUCACUUCUGCAAUUGUUCCACCUCUCAAAAGGACUGAAAAUUUGACAAGGAUGAUUUAGUCAUGUUGUGGACAUAGGCGGAGGGGCUUUUACCAUCACCAAUCGAUGUUUUUUUUCAAGUCAUGCAUGAUUCUUUCAGGUAUCAAGUGCUCCCUGUACAUCAACAAUUGUGGGUUUUAAGUUCUAACCAGCCUCCUUGGAGGUCUUGCUAAAUUUUGAGUGGCAAGAUGAAGUUUUAUCCCAAACAUUGAUGACGAUGUGUUAGGUAGGUUUUCUAUACAUAGAAAGUCUUGCAAAUUUUUCUAUUUGUCGUUCAUCCAUUCAUUACACUGGGCACAUAAAUAGGGCCUCACAAGUAUUUUGACUACUUCUAUAAGCAGAAAGAAAUGUAGUCUCCCUGGUGGUAUUAUUCAGGUUUGAUUUGUGGUAGGGGUUGUAGCUAUAUAGGUUCAGGUUUGUGAUAAGAUAUAUUAGUCUACCUAUAUAGAUGGAUAUAUCAUUUCUGUGAACACAGGCAUAGUCUUGGCUGUUCAUAGAGCAUAUCUGCACUACCUAAGUUUAGGGUUAUUGUUUAGAGUAUACAUGUCUCAGAAAUUAGUUCCAUGUAUAUGUUUCCAAUAAGAUCAGUUUCCUCCUGUUGGUGAUCAUGCACGCAUAGUACUGAGAACAUGGACUGGUAUUUUUUUUAUAAGCCAAAUUCUUUUAGAACAACUGGACGAAGGAUGGUUAAUUAGUGACUAGAGCAGCGAACAACUGGUCCAUGUUCUUUACUUAUGUGGUUACUGGAAGAAUUUGGCAACAGAUUCUUCAGUUUUGUGGCAGCAAUAGGAUGGUUAGUGACUGGAGCAAUGAGUUUUGCUGGACGAAGAAACACUUGCAGAAGCAAGUUUUGCAGUCUAUUGUCACAAGACUUGCCUAGUGCAUUUUGGUGUUCCUUAAUUUGUUCUUGCUGCUUCUUGUUUUAUGGUUAUUUUAACUGUUGCAACGAA
This is a messenger RNA of Populus nigra (black poplar), 2376 nucleotides long. RefSeq names its product putative disease resistance RPP13-like protein 1. The record is from RefSeq and is a predicted model, not a curated record. Gene Ontology annotation, biological process: defense response to other organism. Gene Ontology annotation, molecular function: ADP binding. The transcript has 2 exons. Lineage: Eukaryota; Viridiplantae; Streptophyta; Magnoliopsida; Malpighiales; Salicaceae. The coding region runs from base 238 to 1161 and encodes 307 amino acids.